GGAGAAGCGGAAAGACGGCUUGCUUCUUAAUGGAAUAAGGGCAAUUGCUGGAGGGCUGGCUAUAUAUUGUACAGCGCUCGCUAAGUCGCUUCUUCUCUCGCCUUGUCUUCCUCUCCUUUCCGGCCGAAAUGGCCGCUACCGCUGUCAACCCUUUGCUCAAGGGAACCACAAGCUCAAACACGCGUGGCCUGCUUCGGGUGAUCAUAUUGGCGUUUAUUGCAGCAGCAGCAAUUUCCAGCAGGUUAUUCAGCGUAAUAAGAUUCGAAAGUAUCAUUCACGAAUUCGACCCGUGGUUUAAUUUUAGGGCAACAAAAUAUCUGGUUAAGCAUGGAUUCUACAGCUUUUGGGAUUGGUUUGACGACCGAACAUGGCACCCUCUUGGGCGUGUCACCGGCGGCACGUUAUAUCCUGGAUUGAUGGUAACCAGUGGUGCUAUUUACCAUCUACUUCGGUUUCUUUCCCUCCCGGUCGAUAUUCGUAACAUUUGCGUUCUUCUUGCGCCGGCCUUUUCAGGCCUAACGGCUCUGGCAAUGUAUCUACUUACGUCGGAGAUGUCUGUUUCACCGUCUGCUGGGCUCCUUGCUGCAGCAUUCAUUGGCAUCGCCCCCGGAUACAUCUCCAGAUCUGUCGCCGGAAGUUAUGACAAUGAGGCCAUUGCUAUUUUCCUCUUGAUCUUUACCUUUUUCCUCUGGAUAAAGGCUUUGAAGAAUGGAUCAAUCAUGUGGGGUGCUUUGACCGCCUUAUUCUACGGCUACAUGGUUUCAGCAUGGGGUGGAUACGUCUUCAUCACGAACUUGAUCCCUCUGCAUGCUUUUGUCCUGAUCUGUAUGGGGCGCUACAGUUCCCGUCUCUACAUUAGCUAUACCACAUGGUAUGCCCUGGGAACUUUGGCCAGCAUGCAGAUUCCCUUCGUUGGCUUUCUUCCGAUCCGAAACAGUGACCAUAUGGCGGCCUUGGGCAUCUUCGGGCUUCUUCAGCUCGUCUCUUUCGUGGAAUUCCUCCGGAGCCAAGUCCCUGGAAAACAAUUUCAAACUGUCCUCACCACGUUGGUCCUCGUAAUAUUCGGUGUCGCUUUCCUCGGCUUAGUUCUGCUCACAGUAACCGGAGUCAUUGCACCUUGGAGUGGCCGGUUCUACUCUCUUUGGGAUACCGGAUAUGCCAAGGUUCAUAUUCCCAUUAUCGCUUCUGUCUCAGAGCAUCAACCGACAGCUUGGCCAGCAUUUUUCUUUGACCUUAGUAUGCUCAUUUGGCUUUUCCCCGCUGGGGUCUACAUGUGCUUCAAUAAACUGAAGGAUGAGCAUGUUUUCGUCAUUAUCUACGCUGUUCUCGCCAGCUAUUUUGCUGGUGUCAUGGUACGACUAAUGUUAACACUGACGCCAGUUGUAUGUGUUGCUUCUGCCUUGGUCGUUUCUCAUAUUCUUGAGACGUACCUUCGACUUGGUUCUCCUGACCCAGAUGCACAAGCCAAACAGGCAAAUGAGAAAGUCUCUCAGAGCAGCCCACGAUCUACUCGCAAGCGAGUUGUCGGAGUAUAUUCGAGCGUCUCCAAAGCACUGGUUGCUGGUUCAUUUGUAGUUUAUCUACUGCUAUUUGUUGCUCAUUGUACGUGGGUUACGUCCAUGGCAUAUUCUUCUCCGUCUGUCGUUCUCGCAAGCAAACUUCCCGACGGAAGCCAGUACAUCAUUGACGAUUAUCGCGAGGCUUAUUACUGGCUUCGCCAAAACACCCCCAAAAAUGCAAAGAUCAUGUCAUGGUGGGAUUACGGCUACCAAAUUGGCGGAAUGGCGGACCGUCCUACCCUUGUCGAUAACAACACUUGGAAUAACACACAUAUUGCCACGGUUGGGAAAGCAUUAAGUUCACGCGAAGAAGUCAGCUACCCAAUCCUUCGUCAACACGAUGUCGACUACGUACUAGUUGUGUACGGCGGCCUGAUCGGCUAUUCUGGAGAUGAUAUCAACAAAUUUCUCUGGAUGGUUCGGAUUGCGGAGGGUUUAUGGCCAGAGGAGGUCAAAGAACGGGAUUUCUUCACGGACCGUGGCGAAUACAGAGUCGACGACCAAGCCACUCCUACAAUGCGCAACAGUCUCAUGUACAAACUCUGCUACUAUAAUGUCAAUGCUCUUUUCCCAGGUGGGCAAGGGCAGGAUCGCGUUCGCGGCGCCCGUCUUCCAUCCCAAGGGCCUCAGUUAACGACCCUUGAGGAAGCAUUCACAAGUGAGAACUGGAUUAUCCGAAUUUACAAAGUCAAAGACCUAGAUAACGUAGGCCGUGAUCACAACAGUGCUGUGGCGUUUGAAAAGGGGCAUAAGAAAAAGAAAGCAGCCAGCUUAAAAAGAAGAGGACGGCGGGUAUUGAGGACGGAGUAAAACGGUUCUUCCAUUUCUUCUCUUUUGUACUCUACUUGGUGGGCAUAUAUGCAUGGGGGUCCUUUUUCUUGGUAUGCUUCUUCCUUAAUUAGUGUAGAUCUUAGAAUACAUGCCUUUAUGGUCACAUAUAGCUUUAUUACCGUUGGCUU
Messenger RNA from Coccidioides posadasii C735 delta SOWgp, 2518 nucleotides. It is a transcript of the gene STT3, whose product is annotated as oligosaccharyl transferase stt3 subunit. The record is from RefSeq and is a predicted model, not a curated record. Gene Ontology annotation, biological process: post-translational protein modification. Gene Ontology annotation, molecular function: dolichyl-diphosphooligosaccharide-protein glycotransferase activity. Gene Ontology annotation, cellular component: membrane. Lineage: Eukaryota; Fungi; Ascomycota; Eurotiomycetes; Onygenales; Onygenaceae.